AACACAACCCUGAGGAGAUAGGCGCGCCUAAACGUCCACUGCAACCCAGGAAAGGCGCGCCUCUUUGCGCGCACGAUCGCCGCCCGACCGGUUCGACGGCGCUUCCUCCUCUCGCCUGAGCGAAAAGGCACCGGCGCUCCGAGGCGCAGCCCGGCUUCCUCCUCCCGUCUUCCCCGCCCUGUGCCUGGGGGCAAAGGGUGUGGCGGAGAGAGGCGCGGACGGGCGUGCCGAGAAGACGGGAAACGACGGGGCCCGAGGCAUGCCCUUUCUUCCCCCCUCGAGCCGGAGCAGUUGCCGGCGCGUCCGAGGGGUGCCUGGCGCUCUGUGAAGCUUCCCUCCCUUUGCGGGUGCCCUUUCGGCCGGCUGCGCGCCGUCGAGCCCCAGCCAGCGACUCCAGGCCGAAUGAUGAGCGGCUGCAACCCGGACAAAGACGAGCAGCGCGGCUGCAAAAUGGAGCUGCUCUCCGAGGAGGAAGUGGCCGUCGCCGAGCAAGACUGGGAAGCGGCCAAGGCUGCCUACGAAAGCCUCGCCUCCACUAAGAGACCCCGGCCCGUGAGUUGGAAAAAAAAAGUGCAGUGCAAGGCCACGGGGUUUGUUGCUGGUUUUUUUACUCGGGAGUAAGAGAUCCCGCCCUCUGGGGUCCAAGGAAGCGCACAAAGGGUAACAGCAGCUGCAACUUGCUUCCUAGGAGGGGCUGCGCAAUGGCGCAAGCGAGUCCUUCCUUCCCCCAACCACUAAAUGGCUGUCCCUUUCUUCCUUGUACCGCUGCUCCUCGCCCCAAGUGGUUACACGCCCCUCGCUGGUUUUCUCUGUAAAACAAUUAAGACUGGCCUCCAUCUCUCUUUCUCAUGCGCCCCCCCCCUUCCUGCGCUCCCCAUCUCUCACACACAUACGCACACACCAUGGGCUUAGGGGGGGGAGGGAACAGCUGCCCCCCUAAAUCAAGUAAAUAUAUAAAAAUAACUAACGGAGGUUCUGCCUCCCCACUUAAAGCCUGCCCCCCUCCUAACUUAAAUCCUAGCUGCAUCCAUGGCACACACACACUCUUCCCCCAUAGGGCUGUCUCCUCAAUAAUGUUAUCAUCAUCAUUAUUUUCCCUCCUGCAGCCCAAACCCCAAAACGCCAUCACCAUCGCUGUUUCCUCCCGGGCUCUCUUUGAUAUGGUGGAAGAGAGGAAAAUCUACGAAGAGCAAGGCGUGGAAAAGUAUGUGGAGUAUCAGCAGGCGAACGAGAACGUCACCCUGAAGCCCGGCCCAGCUUUUGCCUUGGUAAAGGUAAACCAGCUUCCUCUUAAGCAAUCCAGUUCCGUAGGGGCUAUAUAUAUAUAUAUAUAUAUAUAUUAUCAUUUUCUGCAUCCCAGAGCUGCAAUUCUCCCUCCCUGCCACCCGGUUUUCCUCUCCUUUCCCUGCCUCUGCCCAAAAGCAAUAAUCCGGCUGCAUGUUACAUAAUCCUGCUGCCAGAUAAACACACAGACUUUCAGAGUUAGAGCAAAUAGAAAAGAUGGCUUCCUGAUUUCUCUGGUGUGGUUCCUUGAAAAUACACUCACAAAAAUGAUGUUUGGGGGUUCCAGGCCAUUUUUUACUGAGGGGCUGGGAGUUCUAAAUGAGUGCACCAAAACCCGAGAGUGAAACUUGAGGGAGAUAAUUGAUUCCCAUUGUGCCUCAUAAUCCUAAGCGAGACCAAGUGAAAAGUAGAGAUGAUCCAAUAGUUCAUUCUGUUGAGACUGGGAUAAAGAUCUGUGUUUUCAAAGUAGCUUAGCGCACAAUGGGGAAAAGCAACAUGGAAGAUUUGGAGCUCUGCUAGAGCAUCGGCUCUGCAUGUAGCCAACGUCUGUCUCCAGCCUCUCAGAAGAGCUGGAAAUGUCUCCCAUCUGAAACACCUAAGAGCAGCUGUGUGGCCCAUGUAGACACUAUGCAGCUAGAGGGACAAAUGGUCUCAUACCAUUAUCAGGCAACUUCCUAUAUUCUGAGACCCUACCUGCCCACAGACUGUCUCCCCAGAGUGCUGCAUGCUCUGACUAUCUUCCGCUUGGUCUACUGCAAUGCGCUCUACGUGGGGCUACCUUUGAAGGUGACCUGGAAACUACAACUAAUCCAGAAUGCGGCAGAUAGACUGGUGACUGGGAGUGGCUGCCAAGACCAUAUAACACUAGUCCUGAAAGACCUACAGUACAUUUCUGAGCACCAUUCAGAGUGUUGGUUCUGACCUUUAAAGCCCUAAACGACCUGACCUCGGCCCAGUAUACCUGAAGGAGCAUCUCCACCCCCAUCGUUCAGCCCGGACACUGAGGUCCAGCUCCAAGGGCCUUCUGGUGGUUCCCUUACUGCAAGGAGUGAGGUUACAGGGAACCUUCUUGGUAGUGGCACCCACCCUGUGGAAUGCCCUCCCAUCAGAUGUCAAGGAGAUGGGUAACUAGGUAACCUUUAGAAGACAUCUGAAGGCAGCCCUGUAUAGGGAAGCUUUUUAAGAUUUAAUGUUUUAUCACUUUAUUAUUAUUAUUCUAUUGGAAGCCACCCAGAAUGGCUGGAAAAACCCAGCCUGAUGCGUGGGGUAUAAGUAAUAAAUCAUCAUCAUCAUUAUCAUUCCUAACUCUUUUGAAAGCAAGACUGGCAGCAUUCUCUGCAGUGUGUAAACACUUCCGUUUUCUUCAUUGCUUUCAUUUUUGUAUGCAGUGGUGUCUACUACAUUCUGCUCAGUAGUUGGAAAGGAUUUCCUUUCUCUUCUCCCCACCCACCCCUGAAAAAACGGAUGCCAAGCUGAACAGCCUUGGGUAUAUACAGCUCUAGGAUAGCUAACCUUACAAUCAAUCGAUAAUCGUAGGUACCCAAAUUGAAAACUGUAAAAUGCACUUUCUCCAUAACUGUUAGAAGGUGGGGUUUGGGUUUGUUCCUUUUGCACCAAAAUUUAGCAGGCCCGCUUAUUAAUAGAGCACAUUAUGGAAGUUCAGCUGGCAAGUGCAUUCUUUUUCUAGACAGCUUCCCACAUGUCCCGGUCAGAAGAUCUGAUGAAAACAGCUAAAAUUGAGCCAACGCAUGAACUCCUCUAUGUUUGCCCAUCCACAGGCAGUUGAGCUGGUGAACGCCCGACUCCGUGAGCUGUAUCCAGAUGAUGAAGAGCUGUUUGAUAUUGUGCUUAUGACUAAUAACCACGCUCAAGUCGGGGUGAGACUUAUCAACAGCAUUAACCAUUACGGUGAGUCUAGAGGUCUGAGUUCCUGCCCAUCUGGCUGUGUUUCUGCUACUUCCCCGUCACUGUGUCAUGUGUCUCACUGUUGUGCCUCCUCAGCACAAUUCGAGAGAAGGCUGGGUUUCCUCCUGCACCUCUGUGCAGAAUCCUGUGGGAUUUCUGGAACCCAACAGAGGCUAGGGUAGCCCUAGAUUAAAGAUAUAUCUGAAAGAAUUACUUGAGUUAUGCCUGGCAAGAUUUACUUGCCAGAUAUAAGAAGCUGUCAUAACUGGCUCCAAAUGUCCCACAGAUUAAUGUUGUUGGACAUCUGGCAACCUGGCUGAAAAGCAACAUGGUUUCACCCUCGCUCCAUAUCUCCUCCUCUCCAAGAUGAUUUGGUGCUUUCCCAUCUUGUCACAUCUGCUGUGUCCCCACCCCUGGCCUUGAAAAAUGGGCUGGAUUUGGGGAGCGAUGCAACUGAAAGCUGCGAAGGAAGGACUGCGAAGCUAGGGGAGGAGCACAGAGGACAUGGAUGGAAUUGAAAAUGGCAAGGAGGAAUUGAGCGACAUAAAAAUCACAAGGGGGGGGGCUGUAGAGUUGGGACGAACUAGCUAGGGCUGGGUUGGGGGACCUGUGGCCCCUUCCAGAUGUUGGUGGAAUACAAGUCCCAUCAACCCUGUCUAUUGGCUGUGAUUGCUGGGGCCAGUCCCUGCACUGGGGUGACUAGGUAAUUGGAUUUUGACUGGCCUUUCUGAGGGUUUUGUGUGCAGCAUCUGAUUUUCACUUACGUGUGAUUUUCACUAAUCCAAAGUUUAGGGGGUGGUGGAAUAGAUCAGGCUAAGGAACAUUGUGGUAGGAGUUGUUGUCAGGUAGGGUACCACAAUCCCUGCCUGACCACCAUAAUGAUGUAGCUGUCUGUCCCCAAAUUUAUUGUUUGGGGAGAAGCCAAAUGUAUUCAAAUGUCCUCCGUGGCUGAGACCAAAUCAAAUACUUGUCCCGUGUAAUUAUUAAAUUGUAAGUAACUGUACGUAGCAGGUUGCAACCAAAUUCCAGGAGGCCAAGUCCAUAACUGAUGCUGCUCUCCUGUAUGAUGGUGUGGCAGAUCUCUUUCAGAUUCUCAUGUAGAGACCAGAGAAAUUAACAUCGGAUUGGAAGCAUCUCUCACCUCUCCCAUUUAAACCAGCUCCCUACAUGCCUCCCAAAGGAGAACACAGCUGCCACGUGAUCGUAUUGCAAGAAAACCUGUGUGUCUUGUGCAUCAAAUGAUUCUUAAAAAUAAAAUAAAAAUUCUUAUCCAUUCCAGGCCUGCUAAUUGAAAGGUUCUGCAUGACUGGAGGGAAGUCUCCCAUCGGGUACCUAAAAGCAUACCUUACGAAUUUGUACCUUUCUGCUGACUCUGAAAAAGUUCAAGAAGCCAUAGAAGAAGGUGUGGACAAGUUCUUUGCUUGCUUCAGUCAUACACUAGCCCAAGGGUCACCAGCCUUUUUGGACCAGCGGGAACAUCCUGAAUUUUGAGCCCCAGGAUAUGCAGCGUGGUAGACUGCAGUUGCCUUACACUUAGUACAGAUUUCAAGUAUAUGGGCUGUCAUCCAAAGUAUUCUACAGACGUCUGUAGAAAUGAAGAAACAUAAUAGUAAGAUGGGUCCAUUUCAUCGGGCCAAUGCCAUUGGGUUUAAGAAAAUGGAAGUUUUUCAGUUACAUAUGAGUCCUAAUUAUAAAUGAUGAAAGUAUGGCCUCCUAGUGAGCAAACUCAGUUGACAUAAAAAUGAAUGCAGUCUGAAUUUGUGUCCAGCCUGGGACUUGCUCCUAAGCAAUUGUGCAAACAGUGAUUGCAGCCUAGCAGCACAAUUGGAUGCAUUUUUGCAUUCAGUGGGGGUUAUUUCCUAGUGUGUUUAGGACUGCAGCCUUAGUUACUCUAGAAGGGCAGUGGUUUAGCCAGAAAAUGUUUACUACAACAAGCACAUGAGCCCCUAUGUUUACCACCAAGGUGUGAUCCUUUAUAAUGCUCUUAUAACAAUGGCCUUUAACUUACACGAGAUACAGAUACAGACCUAACGACUUCUGAAAUAUUUCCGCAGGAAUUGCUGCAGCCACAUUGUUCACUGGGAAUAAAAACGUCCCUUACGAUGACAAGCAACUCCGAGUAGCCUUUGAUGGAGACGCCGUUCUGUUUUCUGACGAGUCUGAAAUAAUUGUGAAAGAACAUGGCCUGGAUAGGUUUUUUGAGCAUGAGCAACUAAAUGAGAACAAGCCUCUGGCACAGGUAUGGUGGUCAACGUUUGCUAUAAUUUUACCCCCUAAGUUAUUGGAAGCCUUAACAAGCAUUGGAAAGGUCUGUGGAAGAAUCUUAGAUUGGAAACAGAUUCUGUUUUAGAAGAACAACAAUAAAUCUUUAACGUCCUGUCCUGAUAAGGUUGGGUACCCUGGUAAGGUAAAGGUAAAGGGACCCCUGACUAUUAGGUCCAGUCGUGACCGACUCGGGUUGCAGCGCUCAUCUCGCUUUAUUGGCCGAGGGAGCCGGCGUACAGCUUCCGGGUCAUGUGGCCAGCAUGACUAAGUCGCUUCUGGCGAACCAGAGCAGCGCACGGAAACGCUGUUUACCUUCCUGCCGGAGUGGUACCUAUUUAUCUACUUGCACUUUGAUGUGCUUUCGAACUUCUAGGUUGGCAGGAGCAGGAACCGAGCAACGGGAGCUCACCCCGUUGCGGGGAUUCGAACCGCCGACCUUCUGAUCAGCAAGUCCUAGGCUCAGUGGUUUAACCCACAGCACCACCUGCAUCCUGGGUACCCUGGUAGAACCAUCCAAAUGUUUAGUCUCCAAAAGAAAGACAAGGAUGGAAGCCAACAUUCUCUUACGUUUAAUGGAAACUGCAGCUGGUAGUUUAAACCUACUGCUUCUUGACCCCAGGUCCAGGGUUUCCCAAACUUCAGUCUCCAGCUGUUUUUGGACUACAAUUUCCAUCAUCCCUGACCAGUGGUCCUGCUAGUUAGAGAUGAUGCGAGUUUUAGUCCACAAACAGCUGGAGACCCAAGUUUGGGAAACCUUGGUUUGGUCAAUGCUGCACUAGAUCAGCGUUUCCCAACCUUGGGCCUCCAGCUGUUUUCGAACUACAAUUCCCAUCAUCCCUGACCACUGGUCUUGCUAGCUGAGGAUUAUGGGAGUUGUAGUCCAAAAACAGCUGGAGGCCCAAGGUUGGGAAAUGCUGCACUAGAUAAUUGACAUCCAGUGCCCUUUUAAAAAGUUGGGGGUGGGGGUUAUUGGGUUGUUUUCGUUUUCAUUUUAAUUAUAUAUUUUGUGUUUUUAUAUUGCGAUUUUAUCUUGUACGCCCGGAGACCUGCGGGUAUAGGGCGGUAUACAAAUAAUAAUAAUAAUAAUAAUAAUAAUAAUAAUAAUAAAUGGUACAGUGAUCAAACUUAGCCUAAAGCAAUGUCCUGUGCACCUUUUCUCUAGCUAAAACUUUUUUUCAUCCUUUACGCUUUUUAUAACCCUCAUAGUUCUCUUCUGAAUCACCAGUCUCCAUAUGGUAAAUGUGUUUCUGAUAUUUUUUGCCUUUAGGGUCCUUUGAAAGGUUUCCUGGAAGACCUUGGACGACUCCAGAAGAAGUUCUACACGAAGAACGAACGGCUAGAUUCGCCAAUCAGAACCUAUCUGGUGACUGCCAGAAGCGCCGCCAGUUCUGGGGCCCGAGUGCUGAAGACUCUCCGCAGCUGGGGCGUGCAGAUUGAUGAAGCCCUCUUCCUCGCAGGGGCACCUAAGGGACCAGUCCUGGCAAAAAUCAGACCUCAUAUUUUCUUUGAUGAUCAGAUGUUUCACAUAGAGGGAGCGCGGCAGCUGGGUACGAUUGCUGCGCACGUGCCAUAUGGCAUUGGGCAGAAGUACCACAAGUCCAAGCUGAAAGACAGCCCUGCCAAAAAUUAAGUUGCUUUUGCAGCCUAGCCUUGAAUGUGCUGUUGAGUCUGAAAUUUCCAUUCUUGGACUUUUAUCAAGGUUUAUAUUUAAGUGUGACCUCCAGUUUCCUGAUCUAUUUUUAGAGGAGAUAUAUAUUUUUACUAUAAAUAUAUAUUUUGGGAAAAGUUGAAAUACUUGCAUAUACACUCCUAAACAGAUUGGGUUUUAGUCGACCUUUCUAACUUGGGCUCUUUGGCUAUUGGGAAAUAUUAGCACUAUAAUACUUAAAUCAUUCCCUCUGCUCUACAGAACCGUGAACGUAGCAGAAGACCAUGCAUUCGUUGCUGUGUCUUGACGAAUAACCAGUGCCUAGUGCACACUUUGCACACAAGCUAUGGAAAUAUGGGAUUUUGUAUGUAUUACUGCUUUAUUAGACAGUCUGUGGCCCUGUGUGCACACCAGCUAGACUGCAGGAUCCAAGUCAGUAGAAUGCAAUCAAAAUGCAAUCAAUAGUUUCCAUUGAUUGGAAUGGGAUGCAAAUAGCACUCCUUUCAUUUAGUAAUUCUGAAUAUAGACCCAGUGCAUUGUCUAGAACUUGAGCUGUGCUGCAUUAUCAUGCACACAGACACCUGCUACCACAAACACCAAAGUGACAGUAUAUAUAACUGUUAAUGGCAGUCAGUAGACCGGGCCCUGCCUUCUAUCUCGUGCUUCACAUGGUUUGUGCUGUGUGAAAGUGGUAUAAACCUAUUAGUAAAUGUCUUGUGAUUUAUAGGGAUACACACGUACCCUUUUCUUUUUUAAACUACUUGUCUGGUUUAAUAAAAGCGGCUUUUAGAGACUUAAUCA
Messenger RNA from Podarcis lilfordi (Lilford's wall lizard), 7903 nucleotides. The record is from the annotation of a GenBank genome assembly. Lineage: Eukaryota; Metazoa; Chordata; Lepidosauria; Squamata; Lacertidae.